AUGUCCGUAGAACCCAUUGCCUCUAGGGUCGCAGACUUUCUACAAGUCGACCAGCAACUGAUACAAGACAUUAAUAAUGAUGUUUUAGGUAGGAUUGAGGAGAAGUUGGAAGAUCUUCGGAAACAAAAAUCUGAAAACCUAAGAAUAACUGCUACCUUGGAUCAAUUAAAAUCUCAAUCAGAGAACAAACUAGAAUCAUUCAAAAUUCACAUCUCUCAACUAGCCAAGGCAUUGGAAGAUGGGAAGGAUGAGCGCUUACACUUUGAAGAAGAGAAAAGGCGUCUAAUUGAAGGAAAUUCACAAGUGACCAAAAGAAUCAUAGAAUUGGAACAAGAAAUAGAAGUAGAGAGGCAACAAAAAGAACUUGCUGACGCUUCUAAGCAAGAUAUUGCAGAGUCACUAAACGAAAAAAUUGAAGAACUCAGUUCUACCAAAGCUAAAUUGAAUGAAGCACAGGGAGCGAAUAAGGAACUUAGACAAAAAGUCGUCAAUACUGAAACUGAGCUACAAACUCAGCAGGCCUUAGAGCUACGUUCGAAAAGCGAGAUUUUAAGGAUGGAACAAGAAAUCACAUUAUUGAGAGAAAACAAUGACUGGUUGACCAAUCAGUUAAAUACCAAGACCGUACAACUCAAUGAGUUUAGAGAAAGCACAAUUAGUGAAUUACAAGAUUCUCAGUUAAAGGUAUCGAAUAUGGAAUCAGAGUUGGAAAUAGCUCGAACCAGUAAUCAGAAACUAAAACAAUCGGUACACAGUUUACAUGAACAACUGGAGCAAAAACUUUCCGAGAACAAAGAAAUUAAAGAUGAGUACAAUUUCUCUAAACAAGAGCUUACGAAAGAGAUGUCUUUAAAGCAGAGAAUGAUUGAUGCUCUAGAGAAACAUAUGGAAUCAUUGAAGAAAGAAAUGGAUGCUACAAAGAAUAACAUGGACUCAUCAUAUUUCACCGAAAAAGAAAGAGACGAGCUCAUUGAAGAGCUCAAUGCGGUCAAAUAUCGUUUAGACGCAUCUGAAUCUAACUGCAUAAAACUUAAGGAGACAAUCGAUGAAUUAACAUCCAACAUAAAAUUAGAAGACUCCGAAGUUGGUAAUACCACUGCGUCUUCAGAAAAAUCGGUUUCUGUCAUACCUAAGUUAUAUGGUGAUUUGGGAAUGCUCAAAAAACAGCUGGUUAUUGAGAAAAGACAAAAAGACGAGUUAAAAAUGCAAGUGGAAGCAUUCGUUGUUGAAUUAGAGCAUAAAAUCCCUGUUCUCAAUUCCUUCAAAGAGAGAAGUGAAAUGCUUGAAAGAGAGUUAAAUGAGGUUACUAUUUUGUUAGAGUCAACUGGCAAAGACCGUGAUCAAAAGUCGUCACAACUUGAUUAUUUGAAAGCUACUGUGAAAAGCUAUGAGACUCAAAUAGCCUCCCUAUCUAAGCAACGUGUUGACCUUGCCCAUCAGAUACAGUACUUACUCGUGAACGAAUCUAUUAAGUCAGAGGAUGGCGGACCAUUAUCCGCUGAAGAAUUGCAAUUUGUCAAAAAUCUAACCAACUCUCAAGAAAUAACAAAGACCUCUGACACUCAAGGCAUUAUAACCGAUCGACUAGUAGAAUUUAGAUCAGUAGUUGAGUUGCAGCAGAAAAACUCCGAACUUCUUUCUACAAUUCGCAAUCUUGCUGAUGAAUUAGAACGCAGGGAAGCUGAAAACAAAUCUCAAAUCCAGGUAUUAGAGGAUGAAACGGUGAGAGAGGCAAAAGAAACCAUUCUUACACUUCAUGAUCAUGCACAGAACCUUGAAAACCAACUAGUCAUUCUAUCAAAGGAGAGGGACGCAUACAAGGCAUUGUCAGUAAAUGCUAGCUCUGGCACAAACACACCUAAGGCCAUUACUUACCCUUCUCCUGAUAAUGACGAUAAAGUGAAGGAUCUCGAAACAAGACUCACCGCUGUCAUUCAAGAAGCAGAGAAUAAUGCCAAGGAAUGGUCAUCAGAAAACAGCAACCUGCGUAAGAAAUUAUAUGAAAUAUCACUUAAUUUCGAAUCUGAGAAAACUUCACGUACUCUUGCAGAAGAUAGGUUAAAUCUAUUACAAUCAACUUUAGAGCUUUCCAAACGCCAAUGUGAGGAGCUACAAAAAAGAUCAUCUGAUCUACAAGAUAUUUUAACAAAACAGGACAAACGUACACAGGAGACUGUAGAUUCCUUAAUCAAAACGAAAUCCACUUUGUCAUCUAUACAAUCGGAACUAUCCAUCUUGAAGUCUGAAAAACAGUUUAUGGCAAAGGUUCAAAAGGAACUGAAGGCAGAGAACGAAAGAUUUUCCAAAGAAAGUGUCGAAUACAAGGUGUUAAUUGCGCAACUUCAGACACUCCAACGUGAGAGAGAAAUGUUACUCAAGGAAACUCAGAAUUCUUAUAAGGAAAAGCUUAGAAAAUUGGAAAUUGAGUUGUCUGGUUCACUCGAACGCCUUGAAGAAAUUGAAAAAAACACCACAGGAAUUGCUAGCAAUAAAGAGCAUCAAUAUAAUUGGUUUCAAGAAAAGAUUGAUAAGUUAACUAGUGAGGCAGCUCAACAGAAAACGACCUUAGAAGAAAAAGAAGCUCAACUUCAGAAAAUGCAAUCCACUAUCAAUGAACAAUCCGCAAAACUCAAGGAGGCCGAGGCACGGGCACAAUCAUAUACGAUGUUAAGUAAUGUCGAUGAUGCUCAAAACCUAGUUGAGACUUUGAGACAGGAAUUGGAAAAGGUUAACUUGCAACUUUCUGAUUCAUAUUCACAAAUAGAGCAUCAUAAAACUCUGGCGGAACAGUCCGUGCAAUCCGUUAAUGAAGUAAGCCAGGCCUUUGAAGAGGCCCAGAAGGAAUCUCAGAAGACAAUAAUCACUCUAGAAAACGAAAGAAAUCAAUUACAGAGUACUGUCAAUAUUCUCAACGAUCAGGUGAAAGACCUGAAUAACGAAAUUUUCCAUCAAAAAUCAGAAUACCAAACUGAGAGGAACGCAACAAUGGAAGAAAUCAGUAAGCUUCAGAUGGUGAAAGAAUCUGUGGAUCGAACUAAGGCUGACUACGAAGAAAAAAUUGCAAUGAUUCAGAAAGAUCUAGAAAUGCAAACGCAAUAUGCAAAUGAGAGUCAACGGAGCUACGAACUUGAAUUGCAAAAGCAUGCAGAUGUCUCUAAAACUAUUACGUCCCUAAGAACUGAGGCGCAAAGCUAUAAAUCUGAUCUAGAGACACUUAAAACCCAAUCCCAACUGGCUAUGGAGAACUUGAAGAAUAGCGAAAAAUUAUGGAAUGAACAGAAGACUGAGUACGAAGAUAAACUGUCCGUUUUGGAGCAACGAGUCCAAGAACUAUCAACCCAAAAUAAGCUCCUGUACGACCAAAUUGAAUUGCUAAACAAGACUGAAGAUCGUGACAACUCUCAUGAUUCAAGUGACUUGUUAAUCAGCUUGCGCCGUGAAAGAGACAUGCUAGAAACUAAACUAGAAGUUGCAUUGAGCGAGCAAACGGUUCUAAAACAACGCCUUGAUAUAGCAAAAUCAGAAAUUGAAGAUUUGAAUACUCAAUUAUCUCAAGUUAAGAAUAGUUCCAGUGAAAGCGCUCAUUUGCUAGAGCAGCAAGAAAAUAUAAUGAAAGAACUUGACCAACUGCACUUGUUAAGAGAAAGUAACGUUACACUAAGAUCUGAAAAUAGUUCAUUCAAGAAAGAAUGUGACAAUCUAAAGUCGCAAUUGCAAGAAUGUAAUGAUAGGCUGGCGCCACUACAGUCGUCCAUUUCCUCUUUGCAAAAUGGUAUCAAAAUUAAAGAACAGGAACUCAUUCAAUCGAAAGAAGAAGCAGAACGGUGGAAAAGCCGUUCUCAAGAUAUCUUACAUAAAUAUGAACGUAUUGAUCCUGAAGAACAUGGUAAACUAAAGGAGGAAAUUAACGAUGUUAAAAAUGAACUGCAAACUACCAAGGAUACUUUGCAAAGCGUCAUUGCCGAGAAAGAUGACUGGGAAUCGAAGUUCCAAAGAAUUAGGCUUCAAGCACGUGAUAGAUUGAAUGCCUCCAAGGAAAAGGAACAAUCUUUAUCAUCAGAAAUAAACCAAAUCAAUGAAGCUAAAUCUCAAGUGGAGGCCGAUUUAGGAAAAUGUAAGACCGCUUGCAAAGAGUUAGAAGAAAGAUUACAAGUGGUAACGCAAGAAGCAGAAACAAAGGAACAGACUUUUAACUCUCAAUUAUCUAAAUUGCAGGAAGAUCUACAUUCUAUUCAGGUUCAAAUGGAAAAUGCUUCCAAGACCGAACAGAAUAAUGCAGAUUCAGAUGAAAAAAUAAAAUCGUUGACUGAGACUGUGGAAAUGUUAAAUAGUAAAAUACAGGAGCUUGAAGCCGAAGCCUCCAACGCUCAAAAAAUAGUAGCUGAACAUCAUACGCCAGUUAUCAACGAAGACACGAAGUCAAUAGUGGAUAAUUUGAAAACAGAAUUUGAAGCUGAAAAAGAACAAUUAAUAAAAGAUAAAGAAAAAGAAUUGAGGAGCAAGUUUGAGGCAGAAAAAGAAUCUGCUUGGAAUUCCAGAGAGGAAGAGCUCCGGAAACAGUUUGAAGAAAGAGAAAAGAGAAUUCGUGAAGAGUGCGAAAAGACUACUGUCCAGUCUCCUUCGCAGCCUACCUUGGAUAUAGACAUCGAUGCUUUGAAGAAUGAAUGGGAAAAAGAAUAUGAGAAGCAGACUCUGGAAAAAAUUAAAUUAGCAGAAGAAGCCCUCAAGAAACGGAUCAGGUUACCUACUCAACAAAAGAUUGAUAAAAUAGUUGAGGCAAGAAAAGCUGUUUUAGAAGAGUCCUUUGAAGAAAAGGUAAACGAAAAGGCCCAAAAAUUGGCAGGAGAGAUCGGAAAUGAUGCCAUUACUCUAGAAAAGCAUCGUGCAGAAUUGAAUGCACUUAAGGAUUCCAUGCGUAAGCAAUUUGAAGCAGAUUUGGCAGAAAUAAAACAAAAAUCUUUCGAAGAAGGGAAACAGCAAGUUUCCUUGAAAUUGAAAUUUUUGGAAAGCAAGAUCAGGAAUUUAGAACAACAAAAGUCCACAAUUAAACCUGUAGAGAAUGACACUUCUAAUAUGAGUGCAGCAUUCCAGGCCCCUGUAUUUGGCUCUCAUUCAACAUUCACUAGUCCCUUCUCAACGUCAGAAAUUUCUCCUAAUAAGAGACCCAUAGACGACACCGCAACAGAACAGCCUGAGAAACGUCACAAAGAGCCUGAAAGUGAUACUGAGGAUGGUCAGGAAGCCUGA
Messenger RNA from Kluyveromyces lactis, 5247 nucleotides. It is a transcript of the gene MLP2, whose product is annotated as Mlp2p. The transcript has a single exon. The coding region runs from base 1 to 5247 and encodes 1748 amino acids. Lineage: Eukaryota; Fungi; Ascomycota; Saccharomycetes; Saccharomycetales; Saccharomycetaceae. Gene Ontology annotation, molecular function: structural constituent of nuclear pore. Gene Ontology annotation, biological process: mRNA export from nucleus; protein import into nucleus. The record is from RefSeq and is a predicted model, not a curated record. Gene Ontology annotation, cellular component: nuclear pore.